GAGACACAGACACAGUAUCCUCACAACCAGACACACGCUGCUCGCAUUGUGUCAGGGGGUGGGUGGGUGAUCCGUGAGGUUUAGUGUCCUGUGUCCCCCCCCAUUUUCCAGAUUGACCCCAGAAGACUGCUGGAGAGAGGACAGAAGGAGAGAGAGGAGAAUCCAACUCUUGCUUUCCUUCUUGACAUCUCUUUUCUGGGCCCAUCACCCACAAUCUUUGACCUUCUUCUCUACUGGCUCCCUUACCCAUGGCAACACCUCCUGCAGAUACGGGGCCUCCACCCGUGGUUGAGACUACUCCGGCGGCGGAGCCCUCAGAGCCAGUAUGCUCUACCACGGUUGUGAUUGAAGAGCCUGAGCCAGAACCUGAACCUGCUCAAGAAGCUACUGGUUCAGAAAUGGAACCAUCUGUGACCAUCCAAUCAAAAUCUUCAUCUGUUAAUGACCUGACGGGCCAGCCAGCAGUCAAUGGAGGACCUCGUGCGCCUAGUCUGUCCGGCUCAGAAGGUCGACUGGCUCAUGCUGCUUUAAAUUCCUCUCGGCCAAGUCUCUGUCGACAAGGGUCUACUGCCACCACCAGCGCCGCUGAGGCAGAAAAGCCAAGGGACUAUCUGAUAUUUGCCAUCCUGUCAUGUUUUUGCCCAAUGUGGCCAGUCAACAUUGUUGGCCUUGCGUAUUCCAUCAUGUCCCGUAACAGCCUCCAACAAGGGGAUGUGGACGGGGCCUUCAGACUGGGCCGUGUGGCUAAACUGCUAAGUAUUGUGGCCAUGGUGGGAGGAAUACUGAUCAUCACUGUGUCCUGUGUCAUCAACUUCGGAGUGUUGUGAAAUGGUGCCACGCUGCCCCCCUCUACGGACAUCACGGGGCUGAGGGGACCCCCCCAACGUUUCAUAGAAAAACCCUUCACAUUCCCACAGAGACACCAGCCAGGGAUAUGAGCGAGACCCCCACCGGUGUGAGUGGCAGAGAAUGUGAUUGUGAGCAAGGUGACUGUGUGAGUGUGCGGGUGUCUUCUCAUCUCAUUGCGAUUCAUACACGUCCCCGCAAGAUCUGACAUCCUUCAGCUAUAGAAUCCUGUCCUACUAAUAAUGGCAGGAAAUAAAAGCACAUCACACACUAUUCCCAAUGUGCACACGCUCCUAUCUCUUACAGUGGUGCAGUGGUGACCUCCAGUGGUCGCCAUGUGUAUAGCAGGUGCAUGUUUUGUUAAUGCGCUCAUCUACUGGUGCUGCAGGGUGCCAAUCUAUUAACCCUUCACCCCCUCAUUUGAACAGAGGCCUGCCCAUCAUCAGACAUCACUAAUUGUUUACCAGGAGCUCUGCAGAACCUCAUUCCCUGCUCUGCAGAGCUUCGCACCUUCAUCCACCCAUGCAGGUCCUCAUGGUAUUACUAACCCUUUCCCCAUUGUACACGGGUCACACGGAGGAGCUGGCUGGGUCGAUUUAUCCCUUCCACAUCAGGGAAGAAAUCCAGCGCAGAGCAUCUCUGUUGACUCUCCCCGCCUGCUUCGACCUGACUAUGUAUACGUCUCCUAUCUGAUGACUGUUACCUGUAAUACUCACCUAUGGUCCUGCAUGCUGCUUGUAUUACAUGCACGCAGGGGAGGGCUCGUCACCAAUCUUUCUUCUAUGGUGGAGAGAGGGACGGUGAUGGAAACACGGGGUGAAAUUCUUUUCCUAGAGAAGAGAGAGACAUUUGUGCACUUUGAAGGGGGAGAUUUAUCAAAACUUGUGCAAGGGAAAAGUUGCCCAGUUGCCCGUAGCAACCAAUCAUAUUGCUUCUUUCAUUUUUAACAAGGCCUCUGUAAAAUGAAAGAAGAAAUCUGAUAGGUUGCUAUGGGCAAAUGGGCAACUUUUCCUUUUCACAGGUUUUGAUGAAUCUCCCCUUUCUUGCUUUCUUUCCCUCUGAUUUGGCCGGUCAAGCGCCCUUGGACUUGCAGUUGCACAGCCGGUAUAUUAACCCCGUCCGGCACAUAGCAACCAAUGCACCAGAAUUAGGCUGAGACGUAGGAUCCGAUACGGUUUCCUUCUCGCACUUGUUUUAUAUCGUUUUGAUACAGUCACGUGAUCCCGGGCAUUGGUCGGCCGCGCACAUCUGUCUCACUCUUCUGCCUCUUCUCUUUAUAUAGUGGGGUGGGCAUCGGGGCUGGGGUAUUGAGAAUGUAUUUUUAUUAUAUCAUGUUCUUGCAGGAAAAAAUUGACUAAUAUACAAGGAGCAUGUCACGUGAGCCAGCGAUGUUUGUAUAUUCUGCACAUUUUUUGUAUGAACUCAGCAUGAAAUGAAAUAAAAUAUUUAUGCAUGAAA
This is a messenger RNA of Hyla sarda, 2304 nucleotides long. RefSeq names its product proline rich transmembrane protein 2 (gene PRRT2). Lineage: Eukaryota; Metazoa; Chordata; Amphibia; Anura; Hylidae. Gene Ontology annotation, cellular component: membrane. The transcript is spliced from 4 exons. The coding region runs from base 249 to 827 and encodes 192 amino acids. The record is from RefSeq and is a predicted model, not a curated record.